AUGUUGUCGAUAGCUAAGCACUGUGCUCUGCGCGCCGUGCGUGCUCGGUCGGGUUCUCCGUCUCUUAUUGCUCAAUCUCGAUCGUCAUCUCUCACAAGACUAUUGUCCACACUCGCCAUUCUCGAGCAACGAGAUGGCAAACUCAAUACCGGUUCCCUAGGCGCCGUGACCGCUGGACAGAAACUCGGAGGCUCAGUCCAUGGCUUUGUUGCGGGAAAAGCUGCCAGAUCAAUCGCAGAAGAGGCGGCGAAAAUCAAAGGCCUGGAGAAAGUGCUUGUGGUAGAAAACGAAUCCUACGAAAGAGGUCUCCCUGAGAACUGGGCACCUCUUUUGGUGGAGAACAUCAAAAAGGGAGGUUAUACACAUGUGAUUGCAGCACACUCCGCCUUUGGAAAGAGUUUACUACCUAGAGUGGCUGCAUUGCUGGAUGUUCAACAAAUCUCUGAUGUCAUGGCAGUUGAAGGCGAAGACACGUUCGUACGACCGAUAUACGCAGGCAAUGCAAUCCUAACGGUUCAGAGCUCCGACCCCACGAAACUCUUAACAGUUCGACAAACCUCGUUCACACCAGCAGAGACAGAAGGUGGUUCGGCCUCCAUCGAGGAUGCUGUUGACCCCAAAGCAGAGUCACCAACUGAAUGGGUUUCGGAAAACUUGGCCAAAUCCGAUCGACCAGAACUUGCCUCGGCUGAAAGAGUGGUUUCUGGCGGACGAGGAUUGAAAUCCAAAGAAGAGUUUGACCGGUUGAUACCACCGUUGGCCGACGCUUUGGGCGCAGCCAUUGGGGCUUCAAGAGCUGCGGUUGACAGUGGCUUCGCGGACAACAGUUUGCAAGUUGGCCAAACAGGAAAGAACGUCGCUCCACAACUCUACCUGUGCGCCGGCAUUUCAGGGGCCAUCCAACAUCUUGCUGGUAUGAAGGACAGUAAAGUGAUUGCCUGCAUCAACAAGGAUCCAGAUGCCCCGAUUUUCCAGGUGGCCGAUGUUGGCCUAGUGGGAGACUUGUUUGAGAAGGUUCCAGAAUUAACGGAAAAGCUCAAGUCACAGUGA
Molecule: messenger RNA, 1050 nt
Organism: Rhinocladiella mackenziei CBS 650.93
Lineage: Eukaryota; Fungi; Ascomycota; Eurotiomycetes; Chaetothyriales; Herpotrichiellaceae
Exons: 2
Coding region: 1-1050 (349 amino acids)
Cellular component (GO): mitochondrion
Molecular function (GO): electron transfer activity; flavin adenine dinucleotide binding
Source: RefSeq, a predicted model, not a curated record